AGCAGAGAAGGAGACGUGGAUCAAAGAGAAAUAUGUGGAGAGGAGAUUUGUUCAGAGCAGCAGCUGUGAGCAGCGUGGGAAGGACGAGGCCGGGCGCCGUCUGUAUCGGGCGGCGUCUGUGGGAGACCUGGUCGCCAUGGCAGCAGCGCUGGCCGAGGGGGCGGAGGUGAACGGCAGCGUCGCCGACGAGGGCGGACGCACGGCGCUGAUCGGAGCCGCCAUCGGGGGGUCUCUGUUGGCCUGUGAGUUCCUGCUGCUGAACGGAGCCAACGUCAACCACAGAGACCUGAGGGGACAGGGAGCGCUGCACGCUGCUGCCACCGCUGGACACACCGGACAGGUGUGUCUGUUGCUGAAGAGAGGAGCCAAUCAGUACGCUGUGGACGAGAGAGGACAGGACCCGCUGGCCAUCGCCGUGGAAACAGCCCACGCUGACAUCGUCACGCUACUGAGGAUGGCCAGGAUGAACGAAGAGAUGAGAGACUCAGAGGGAGUCUUUGGAGCCGUGGGAGACGACGAGACGUUUCAGGACAUCUUCAGAGACUUCAGCGACAUGGCCUCGCACGAGCCGGAGAGACUGAGCAGGAGGCAGUUCAGCCGGGGAGGAGAGGAGGAGGAGGAGGAGGAGGAGGAGAGGAGGAGGAGGAGGAGGAGGAGGAGAGAUGGUGAACAGCCAGCACAGUGUUGAGAAGACGUCAGGAUGACGGUAGAGUUCACUGACACCUGCUGAGUGUAGGACGUUCAACAACACUGUCACACAGUUACUGAGCUACAGCUGCAGCUAAUGAUCAACAUCUUCACUGUUAGAAAUACUAAAGAAACCAGCAGCUGAAUAUUCACUGACACAGCUGCAGGUCCUGGAAAGUCCUUCAAAACCUUUCAUCAAGUUAAUUUUAUUUAGUUUGACAUUUCAUUAUUUCAUUUACAGAGUCUAAAGCUGUGAGAGAAUGACCUUUGACCUGUAGAUGUAGAUAUGGUUCAUGGUUUAAUGGUUUAAUCCGUCCGUUUCAUCUGCUUCUGUCAUGAACCUGCAGAGAGAAACAGCUGCUGGUUAAUCUACUGUUUUCAUGUGGUUUCGCUGCAGUUAAGAACUAGUUACGGUUUAAACGAUGUGACCUGAACGCAGCGUUAGUUCAGGUGUAUCAUCGUCAUGAUUUUAUUUUGUGCCCAGCAGCUUUAAGACUGAAGAUGAGACCUGUCUGUGGGUCUGAAGUCGUUUCGUUCAGUGUGGUAAAUAUUCAUCUGUCGUUCUUGAAUCUAACUCAGAGAAUAAAACUCAGAUUCUUUGGUUCAAACAAAGGGAGCAGAGUCGUACCUGGUGAGGCGUUCACUGCCUGCUCACAGCGCAGGAAUACAGCUUCACCUGGUAUCAUGUUUACAGUGCAGAUCACUGACAGCAGCUGUGGCAUUAUGGGUAAUUUAGUGCUGCUAAACCAAGUCCAUGCAAUGAAGUUAUAUCAGUGGGAUGUUAAAGUCUGAAUCUGAUCCAGGUCUGAGGUCUAACGAGUUAGUGAUGAUGUGUUUCUGUAGCUCUGAUCCUUCAGGUUUAGUUGAUCAGAUCAUCUUCACAGAUGAACACCACUGUUCUGAUGUUUGAAGUAAGAAGCUAAUGUUAGGCUAUAAACCAACUACACCACGGUCACAUGACGUCAACGUCUCCACCACUAAGCUUCCAACUGGUCAUUUCAUUUAGCUCUGAGCUCUUCUACAAAAGCCUUUCUUCUUAGAAAGUUAGUGAGAGUUUGAAAGAGCGUGAGUAGAAACACAACGAGGCUGUAAAGGUGGACUGGUGAGUAGAUGGGUUUUCAUGUUAACGUCCCCGACAACCUCUGUAGUCUCAUUUAGACACUCGUUAGCAACCGCCUUUUUUAAGACACGUAAAAGCUUCAAACAUCAGGAGUGGGGGAUUUACUGACCCAUUUUAUGUCGGAGAAUCAAAACCUGAAAAUGUCUUGAGCUUGUGUUAAAACCACAGACCUUAUUUCAGACAUUUAACCAGAAACAAACAGGAAGAGCUAACAUGCUAACAUGCUAACUUACGUCCUGGUUUUAGGAUCAGUCCUGAUCUACCAGAUGUUUGAGUUUGUCCAUUUUUUUUCAUGGUUUGUGUCCAAAUACUGUUACAGAGGAAACAGGAAGUGAUGGCGUUAACAUUCCACCAUGUUUCUUUAACCUUCUGUUCUCUAACCUGUGUUCAAAGGGAUUUCAUGUGUAGCUGCUGUUACACGUCCGACUGAAGUGUUGCUGUUUUGUUUUUAAACCACUUUGUAUGAAUCAGGACUGAAGUGGACCAACAGACGGAGCUCAGUCCCUGAAGCAGAACAUUCACCUUCAUGUUUCUGCUUCAGGCUGAGUUUCUGCUUUUACUGAUGUGAUGCUACUGCUGAAUAAAACAUAUUAACACGU
Molecule: messenger RNA, 2406 nt
Organism: Lates calcarifer (barramundi perch)
Lineage: Eukaryota; Metazoa; Chordata; Actinopteri; Centropomidae
Product: arf-GAP with coiled-coil, ANK repeat and PH domain-containing protein 3
Molecular function (GO): protein binding; GTPase activator activity
Source: RefSeq, a predicted model, not a curated record